This is a messenger RNA of Cyprinodon variegatus (sheepshead minnow), 8605 nucleotides long. RefSeq names its product protein unc-13 homolog B-like. NCBI's taxonomy places the organism in Eukaryota, Metazoa, Chordata, Actinopteri, Cyprinodontiformes, Cyprinodontidae. The record is from RefSeq and is a predicted model, not a curated record. Gene Ontology annotation, biological process: synaptic vesicle maturation; neuromuscular junction development; synaptic vesicle priming. The transcript has 34 exons. Gene Ontology annotation, cellular component: presynaptic membrane; presynaptic active zone cytoplasmic component; terminal bouton. The coding region runs from base 658 to 7137 and encodes 2159 amino acids. Gene Ontology annotation, molecular function: calcium ion binding; calmodulin binding; diacylglycerol binding.
AAGGAGGUGGGUGAGGAAAAAGAAUAAAAGCCACUAAACACAUAGAGGAGGAUGAGAAACAGAGGAAGCCACAGAGUAAAACAGCAAGAGAAAGAAGAAGAGGGGACGCCUGAGUCUAAGCUGAACCUGAGGUGGAAGAGACGGCUGGAAAGGCAACUCAGUGAGAGCUGCGAUCCAGAAGGAGGAGCCCUAAGGAUAUGCAGGGAAAGUCGCAGAUUAUGACACGCCCGUCAUGAUUCCAGACCUGGAAAACCUGGCAACUUAACUUCUUUUUUUUUCUAUCAACACUUGAUGCACUAAGUCUUUGAAAUGAUCAUGACGCUAACAGGAUUACACUUUAUGACAACAGAGGAUUAUCUCAGAUUAUCACUUGAAUUUUUUCCCCAAACAUUUUCCUACAUAUGUUUGUAAAGCAGGUCCUUCAGUCUCUGUGUUGAUGUUGGAUAGUGGUUUCUCGGGUUUUAUGGAAGCUUGGAUUUUGCUGUGAAAGUUUCCACUUAUUUCUUCCUCUGCUUCAGUUUUGGGCCACUGAAAUUAGUUUUUUUGCCAUUUGGUAUUUGCCAUUUUUUAUGUUCAACUAUGGUAUGGCAAGAAGUUUGACUAUAUCCUACCAACAAUGUGGGGAACUAAGUAAGAAUAACAUGCUUUCUUGAGAAAAUGUUCUCCAGAAAUCGAUUCAAUGGACAACAUGGUGCUGGAGUUUCUCCUAAAGGCGGCGCAAAAUCCAAAACUCAUCCACCUAAAAAGAGAGCUCCAAAUCCAAAAGUAGCAUUGGUCAUUCGUGGCAAAAUUCAUCGUCUUUUGCAAGGUUCUGCAGAUCACCAUGUCCCUGAUUCCCACCUUUAUUAUCCAGGCAAUGAACAGGAAGAGGAGGAGGUGGAAGCACCUGACAAUAGAAAAGAGCUCAGAAGUAUUUAUCCGAAGGUUACCCCAAGGUCUGAGGCUUUCACAACAAAAGGUUCAAUCAUUAAAAGACAUGAAGUUGUAUCAGGCCCACCCUGUGUAGGAGAAAUGGAACUGAACAGAGAGGGGUGCAUAAGAUUACCUGGCACUUUACAACAUAAAAGCUCCAGAUCCCAGAGAAAUCAAAAACGCAUAUCUUUUGAAAGUGGUCUUCGGGAACCUCCAGAGCACAACCAACCUGUCCCACUAUACACACCAGUUAGCCCAGACAUGAAUGGAACAAAGUUUGUAUCAAGAACCCAAGAAUAUUCAUCACCUCGCAUUCGACCCAAAAGACCAUAUUCCGCUGGUGACUGUGUGGACUUCAACAGAGCUCUACCAAAUACCCUUCUGGAAGAGGAUGAAGAUAGAGAAGAGGCUUCAAGUGCCAUCAUUGACCAUAUUCUGAAGGAGCUAAGGGGCAUCAAUAAGAUCCAGGAAGAAAUCUCAGACCUCAGGGAUUAUCUGACCUCAGUGCGGGGCUCAGUUGAGGAAGUGUCCUCGUGUGUAGAUGCCGUACUAUUGGAAAUCGAGGGCAUCCGUUCUUGCAACAAAAGCAGUUCAGCUACAUGGUCGGGGAGUAAAGAUGGACAAUCCACACGUAGAAGGCCUGCCAGUGCCUAUGGUAGUUUAGGGAGUCCAUUAGCAAAGUUGGAUCUUGACUGUUUUCUGCCAGGGUAUGAGCCCCAAAAUAUACAUGGGGUACUAGUGCCAACAAGGCUAGAAGGGUCUAAGGUGUCCCACAGGGUUUCAACAGAUGAUCAUCAGGAACUGGAGGAACCUGAUGAUACUUCGGAUCAUAGUUCAGAUAUACCAGAAGGUGCAACUGCAAGAAAUCUUAGCUUAAACUUUCUUGAACAUGGGGAUGUCCAAGACUUUCCAAGCACUAGCUCUUUGUCUUCUGGUCAUAGUUCUAAGUCUGACUAUGACUUUGAAAGACAAUUAUCUAGUUAUGAAAGAAAGGACCCAAGAGUUGGUGCAGAGGAAGAAUGGACUAACACCAUACCCAGACGUAGUGUUAGUAGGCAGUCUAAGUGGCACAAGGAUAGCACUUACCUCAGGGAUAGGGGUCUAGAGAAGAAAAGCAGCAAGAGCUCUCAUUUUUGUGAAGGAACUGAAAACUGGGAUCACUACAGAGGAGCAGGAGGAUAUAGUGCACCGCUACAGACAUUCACAGAAUGCUCAGAACAUAUUUCUAUUAGCUCUGGAAAGCAUUAUAACUCACCUCCCAGAACUUCCAGCAGGAAGGAGCGGGAGUCAUGGAUGAGACGUCCUCAGAGUCAGCCCAGGAGUCACAAUCCAACCGUUAACAGCUUUGGCAACUCCCCUGUUGGAUACGACUAUUCUGCUGAUCUUUCCUACCCUCAAAGUUCAGGAUACCAUUCAAUUGAGGUUAAUGAUGGAGAAACAGAGGAAUUUGAGUUUGAUCAAACAAAUAAGUUGACCUUCAGAACAAACAGUGAAACUGAAACCCAUCUAGCCUAUGACGAGAAUUCUGCUGGGACCUGGACAGAGAGACCUUCAGAUAUCCAAGAAGAUGUAGUUGUAAGAUCCUACAGAAGUCAAAGUUGGGAAAACCAACUCUCUGAUUCUGGUUAUACUGAUGUCCAACCUGGAAGUUUAACUGUAAAACGCAUAGGAAAAGCUGUACUUGAUUUUAGGUCUGCUUUACGUGGUGCUCUGCGAAAGGUUGAAGGACCUGUAGGAACAAAUUCUGGAGACCUACUAGACUUUGAAUUAGCAAUGCCUUCUGACCUUCCUACAAGUGAGCUGUCUUUGAAACUUUCAUCCACCCAGGGACAUAUAGAAAAAAAUCUAUUCCAUGAAAAUGAUGUUGGUUCUGCUCGUACUUUUGGUGAUCUGUCUAAAAACAAUAGUAUUGAAAAGUCUAAUGAUGAUUCUGUAAAGCCUGUAGUUGAUAAAAUCAGCAAAAGCCUUGAGUCCCUAGAUUCUGGCCAAAAUCCUCCUCAUUUGAGCAAGAUUUCCUCAAGCUUUGAAGAAACUUCCAUGGGUCCUGACAGUCUUGUCAAUACUACUCCAACACCUGAUGGCCUUACAAAAUUAACAGGAGAGAGCAUUUCUGAAAAAACUUUAAAAGGACCUGAGGAUGUGAAUGAGAAAGAACAGGUUUCCCAGUGCACCACUGAAGAAUCCUUGUCGGCCUCAUUUCAGGCUGAUGAGCAUGUAGCAUUGCAAAAAGUGUUUUCCACAGAGGAACCACAAAAGCAUGUCACUGACAUUACUGGAGGCUUGGAGGUACAACCAGUGGGAGAUGAAGCAGCGUCAUCAACAGAGACCCCCCAAAUCGAUGAACGCAAGCUGAAAUGUCUGAGGAGCUUUCAGCAGAUUCUGAGAGAGAAGAGGGAAACCAGACGCAACCUUGUCAGUAUGACUAUGUCCACCUUCUCCCAGGAAGAGAUGGAACAAGAUGGGAGUCAAGAUGGAGAUCAGAGCCAAGGGCAGGCCGCUGACCCCAGCAAGCAGCCGUGGGCCAAGCCCGGGGCAAACACACCAUUUGGCAUUGACAGCAUGCCAGACCUCCGCAAGAGGAGGCCUAUUCCUCUUGUUAGUGAAUUGGCUAUGACUAUCAUUCAGUCCAGAAAAGCCGGACUCACUCACUCUUUGGCCACUCGGACCUCACUAAAGGAUGAAGAGCUUAAAAACCAUGUUUAUAAGAAGACUUUACAAGCCCUGAUCUACCCCAUCUCCUGCACCACACCGCACAAUUUUGAAGUGUGGACGGCCACCACUCCCACCUACUGCUAUGAGUGCGAGGGUCUGCUCUGGGGCAUCGCUCGGCAGGGAAUGCGCUGUGCCGAGUGUGGGGUUAAAGUUCAUGAGAAGUGCCAGGAGCUGCUCAAUGCUGACUGUCUGCAGAGAGCAGCAGAGAAAAGUUCCAAGACUGGAGCAGAAGAUCGGACGCACCACAUCAUCAUGGCUAUGAGAGAUCGGAUGAAGAUCCGGGAAAGAAACAAGCCGGAGAUCUUUGAAGAAAUCAGGAAGGUGUUUAUCAUUUCUAAGAUGAUUCACGCCCAGCACAUGAAGAGUGUCAAGCAGAGCGUACUAGAUGGCACCUCCAAAUGGUCUGCCAAGAUCACCAUCACAGUGGUUAGUGCACAGGGUCUUCAGGCCAAGGACAGGACCGGCUCCAGUGAUCCAUAUGUCACCAUCCAGGUGGGAAAGACCAAGAAGAGAACAAAGACCAUUUAUGGAAACCUGAACCCAGUUUGGGAGGAAAAGUUCAGCUUCGAGUGCCACAAUUCAUCAGACCGGAUCAAACUCAGAGUGUGGGAUGAGGACGAUGACAUCAAGUCACGGGUGAAGCAGCGACUAAAGAGAGAGUCUGAUGACUUCCUGGGUCAGACCAUCAUUGAGGUCCGAACACUGAGUGGAGAGAUGGACGUUUGGUACAACUUAGAGAAGAGAACUGACAAGUCGGCAGUGUCUGGUGCCAUCCGUCUUCAGAUCAGUGUAGAGAUCGAAGGAGAGGAGAAGGUUGCUCCAUACCAUGUGCAGUACACAUGCCUUCAUGAGAACAUGUUUCACUUCUCAACCGAUGUCGAGGGAGGCGGAAUGGUGAAGAUCCCGACAGCUCAAGGAGACGAUGCCUGGAAGGUCUACUUUGAUGAAGUUCAGCAGGAAAUUGUCGACGAGUUCGCCAUGCGUUACGGCGUGGAGUCCAUCUACCAAGCCAUGACACAUUUUUCUUGCCUGUCAUCUAAAUACAUGCUGUCAGGAGUGCCGGCAGUGAUGAGCACCCUGCUGGCCAACAUCAAUGCCUUCUACGCCCACCCCAUUGCCUCCACAAAUGUCUCCGCUCCUGCAAGAUUUGCUGCUUCCAACUUUGGGCGGGAUCGUUUUGUAAAGCUCCUGGAUCAGCUGCACAACUCCUUAAGAAUCGACCUCUCUAUGUACAGAAAUAACUUCCCAGCCAGCAACAAGGCCCGUCUCAAUGACCUGAAAUCAACCGUAGAUCUUCUUACCAGCAUCACCUUCUUCCGGAUGAAGGUGUUGGAGCUGCCGAGUCCGCCCAGAGCAGCCAACGUGGUGCGGGAUUGUGUCAAAGCCUGUCUGAACUCCACCUACGAGUACAUCUUCAACAACUGUUUAGAUCUCUUUAAUCGCCAGUUUCAACCUGCAAUUCAGGAGCCUGAGCAGGAAAAGAAGAAGAUAAAGAAAAAGAAAGAAAAAGCUGAGGGAGAAGGAGAUGAUAGUGAAGAAGAAGAGGAAGAGGAAGAGGAGGAGGAAGAGGAGAAGAAAGAAGAGAGUCAGCCAGAAGAACAAGGCCCGAGCAUCCAGAAUCUGGACUUUUGGCCUAAACUCAUCACGCUUAUUGUGUCCAUCAUCGAGGAAGACAAGAACUCAUAUACGCCCAUCAUUAACCAGUUUCCUCAGGAACUCAAUGUCGGUAAAGUCAGCGCUGAGGUGAUGUGGAAUCUCUUCGCUCAGGACAUGAAAUAUGCACUGGAGGAGCAUGAGAAGCAUAAGCUGUGUAAAUCUGCUGACUACAUGAACCUACACUUUAAAGUCAAAUGGCUUUACAACGAAUACGUGAAGGAGCUGCCCGCGUUCACAGAUGCUGUGCCUGAAUACCCUGCGUGGUUCCUCCAGUUUGUUCUGGCCUGGCUGGCUGAGAACGAGGAGGUGUCGAUGGACUUCAUGUCCGGAGCUCUGGAGAGAGACAAGAGGGAAGGGUUCCAGCAGACGUCUGAGCACGUUCUGUUCUCCAGUUCGGUGGUGGACAUCUUCACUCAGCUUAACCAGAGCUUUGAGAUCAUCAAGAAACUGGACUGUCCUGAUCCAGCUGUGGUGGCCCAAUAUAACAGACGCUUUGCUAAGACAAUCACCAAAGUUCUGCUGCAGUAUUGUGCAGUGCUGGCCAAGAGCUUUCCAGCCUACUGUGAGAAGGAGAAGAUACCCUGUGUACUAAUGAACAACAUCCAGCAGAUGAGGGUCCUUCUGGAGAAAAUGUUUGAGUCGAUGGGAGCAAAACAGCUGGACACUGAGGCCGCCAACAUCCUCAACGACCUUCAGGUGAAGCUCAGUACAGUCCUGGACAACUUUAGUGCCGUGUUUGCUAAAAGUUUCCAGAAUCGCAUAAACAGCUGCAUGCGUCAGAUGGCCGAGAUCCUCUACCAGAUGAAAGGUCCGCCCAACCACAACACUGCAGAGACAGACGCCGACAAUGCACUGAGGCCUCUAAUGGAGUUCCUGGAUGGAAACCUCAGCAUAUUCGCUGACAUCUGUGAAAAAACGGUGCUGAAGAGGAUCCUAAAGGAUCUGUGGAAGAUUGUCCUGAGCAGCCUGGAGAAGACCGUCGUCCUGCCUCAGUCUAAUGACAGCCUGGGAGCUCAACUCCUCACUGCAGCGAAAGGACUCUCUAAUCUCAAGGGAGGAGCUGAGGCCAAAACUUUGACACCUAAACAAUGCAUCAUUAUCGAUGCAGGGCUGGAGACAAUCAAGCAAUUCUUCCAUGCUGGAGGAAAUGGCCUGAAGAAAGCAUUCGUAGAGAAAAGUCCUGAGCUAGCUUCGCUGCGUUACGCCCUGUCACUGUACUCCCAGAGCACCGAUGCCCUGAUUAAGACUUUUGUCACCACACAACACUCCCAAGUGCACGAUGGGAUUGGCAUCAGAAUCACCGGCAAUGAGAAGAUUAAACCUGACAGAGGCUCAGGUGUGGAGAAGCCAAUUGGAGAGGCUAUGCUGCAGAUCGACAUGCUGCUCGGAAAAGAGCGCAAGAUCAACGUCCGUGUAAUUGCUGUGAACGAUAUGAAGUGGCAAACAUCUGGGAUGUUUCGGCCAUUUGUUGAGGUCUCCAUGGUGGGUCCCUUCUUGGCCGACAAAAAGCGCAAGUUCACCACUAAAUCAAAGAACAACUGCUGGACAGCAAAGUUCAACGAGACUUUCCAGUUUAUCCUAGGUAAAGAGUCUCCAGAUUGCUACGAGCUCCAUGUGACAGUGAAGGAUUACUGCUUCGGCCGGGCGGACCGGGUGGUCGGCAUGGCUGUGGUCCAGCUGCGCGACGUGGCCGACAGGAAGAGCUGUGUGUGCUGGUGUCCUCUUGGGCAGCGAAUUCAAACUGAUGAGACGGGCAUGACGGUGAUGCGUAUCCUGUCUCAGCGGCCGGCUGAUGAGGUGGCAAAAGAGUUUGUGAAGCUGAAGUCUGAGACUCGCCCUGCAGAGGAGGGCAGAUGAGCAGAGCUUCAGACUUAGGACUGAAUGUUGCUAAAAUAGAGUAAAUGUUGAUGACCCAUCUCAUGUUUAUUUUCGGAAAACAGAGUCAGCAUGUCAGUUACUGAUCGUAUAUGUGUGAGUUACUGAUUGUUUAAGGCAAAGAGGACAUAAUACAGCUUACUUUGUAUGAGAUAAAGAGUUUAUUUUGAAGAUAAUGAAGUUAGGGGACGUUAGACAGUUGAUCUGAAUAAAAUCAAUACGAUCUUAAUCCAAAUACAAAUAUUACAUUUGUGUCUGCUAGUUACAGCCAAUGUUUUAAGGGGGAAACAGCAGGCCUGUUUAAUAAAGGUAACUACAACUUUAAGGCUUUUAGAGACCUGAGGAAAAUCUUGUGUGCCAUCAGUACCACCAUUUACUCUAGAUCUCAUCCAUAACCACUUAAGGGGUAAUCAAAGAAAACUCCUCCUAUUUCACUAAUUGGUUUCAAGCUUGUUUAUUGUGAAUCAGAGCUUUCAUAACUUGGAUCCACCAAUUAACACUCCUAGCACCAGAUGUGUCUUAUAUAAAGUAGCUGUUUUAAUUAUGUUUGCAGAACUGCAGCAUAUCCCAACAAAAAAGGUCUCUUAUCGUUAAUAGUAAUUACUUUUAAAUAUUGAUUGGCUGGUGGUAGAUGGUGCAAAAUCACAUUGGAGCAUGAUGUUGUAGCAAGUUCUCAUUCGUGACGCCUUAAACAGGGGACAGUUAGCUGCCAAAGGUAGCUUUGUUUACUUUUAAUGAUUGAGUUUUAUGAUUGAUCAGUCAAGCUUGUGUUAAUUUUACUAAACACAAAACUGUUUAAUGGUUUAAGUGAGAUGGAUUUAAAAAACCAAACACACAGGAAGAACCAUGUUUUUUUUCUGUAUGAGAUAGAGGAACAGAUAUCUUUUUUUCUAACAACAUUUAGAGUUUUUGCAAGCUGAAAAAUUUAUAUAUAUAGAUGCUGCAACCGUGCAAUGAAUUUGUUAUGGCCUCGCACCUAUCAUCCAUUUCCAGUACCUUACUGGUGUUCCUAUAAUUAAACCUACAGCAUAGACAACAAGAUAGAUCUGUCCUGUUGUGUGCUGACGAUGUGCCAAGGUUAGUAAGUGUUCAGUGCGUCACAUUCUAAGGUUGAUUUCAGACAAAUGUGGCCUUUUGCUCUAAAAAUCCCAUAUUUUGCUACUGGUUUUUCAAACGCUACUUAACAACAGCGUUUAUUAAACGGAAAACAGUCUGCUUAUAGUUAAAGACCCUGUUGGGAUCUUUCUCAUCGGCCAUACCUGGAGUGACAGCUGAACACUUGCACUCUUCUUAGAACAAACCUGUAAAAAAAAUAUAAAGGCCUACGAAUAGAGCAUGUAUUUAUUGUACACAAAAUCCACUAGAUUUGUGAUUUUUUUUUUAAGUAUGUACUGUGAAACUGAGUAAAUUUCUGUAAUUAUAAAUAUCCUAAUGUGACAUAUGUUGAAUA